Molecule: messenger RNA, 4378 nt
Organism: Haliotis rubra (blacklip abalone)
Lineage: Eukaryota; Metazoa; Mollusca; Gastropoda; Lepetellida; Haliotidae
Product: cytochrome P450 3A6-like
Exons: 14
Coding region: 161-1699 (512 amino acids)
Molecular function (GO): steroid hydroxylase activity; heme binding; iron ion binding
Source: RefSeq, a predicted model, not a curated record
UUGGUCAAGGUGAUACUGUUUCUUCACUGAUUGGUUGGUUUGUUAGGUUUCUAAGCUCUGACUGGUCUAUAGUUGCUUUAAAAGGCCCGCGUUCAUCUUGUAGAUACAGUUUCCUCUGAAGGCACAUUACAGCUGAGACAGAGGUCUAGUACCGACAGCGAUGGAGUUGUUGACGUGGUUGCUGACGGCCCUCACGCCCUUGUUGGUCACUCUGGUGGGAAUUCUUGCCAUAGUGUACAUGUAUGUGACAUGGAGCCAUGACUACUUCCGGAAGUUAGGUAUCCCAGGCCCGAAGCCAGGACUUACGGGAAACAUGGGCAACUACAAAAAGGCGGGCGUCAUUGGCAACGACGUGGAACUGGUGAGAAAAUACGGAAGAGUUGUGGGGAUUUACCAUUGUCGCCUUCCCAUCAUGCUGGUGUCUGACCCGGAAAUGAUUAAAGAGAUUUGUGUGAAACAAUUCUCCAACUUCACCAACAGGAAGCGGCCUGAACCCAUCAACAAGGUGUUCAAGAGUGCUGUGUCGGUGGUGGAGGACGACCACUGGAAGUUCAGUCGCAGCGUCCUGAGUCCCACUUUCAGCUCUGGCAAGAUGCGACAGAUGGUUCCGCUGAUCCAGAAGUGCACAGCGAGUUUGGUCCAGAACCUAGAACGCCAGUCCAGGGGAGGUGGAAGCGUCGAGAUGAAAAAUGUGAUGGGCUGCUACACGCUGGAUGUGAUCGCCAGCACGGGGUUUGGGAUGGAGGUGAACAGCCAGGAGAACCCCAGGAACGUGUUCGUGAAGAACGCUAAAGAGGCCAUGUCCGCCAGCUUCACGUUUCCUUACGUCACGUCACUGCUGUUUCCGUUUAUGAGGGACGUAUUCGAGGCCCUGGGGUGGAGCUUCAUGUCGAAGAACAGUAGAGAAUUCUUCUUCAACGUCAUGGAUAAAGCUAUUGAUGAUAGACGCCAGAACCCGUCGGAUCGACGGGACCUACUCCAGCUGAUGCUCAACACCCACACACUGGAGAACAAGAUGGAGGCAGACGAUGUCCAGGACGCUCAGCUGGACUUCAGCAAGAUCAGAAAACGGCCUCUCACGAACGACGAGAUAAUGUCCAACUCGGUAGUGUUCAUGUUGGCUGGGUAUGACACCACGUCAGGAGCACUGUCAUUCGCCUCAUACCUGCUGGCGACAAAUCUCGACUGUCAGGACAAACUCAUUCAGGAAAUCGACCAGCAUCUGGGGAAGGACCUGGCUACCUAUGACAAUGUGAUGAACCUGCCAUACUUAGAGCGUGUAUUCCUGGAGACUCUACGUCUGUAUCCCCCAGCGUCCAGAUUCUCUCGAAUGGCGAAGAACGACAUCACCAUCAAAGGCUACCUGAUCAAGGCCGGAACGUCCGUCAACUUCCCCAUCUACGCCAUGCACCACGACCCGGAGUUCUGGAAGGAACCAGAGAAGUUCCAGCCUGACAGGUUUCUGCCAGAAAACAAGACAGCUAUGCACGACUACUGUUUUGCUCCGUUUGGCGUCGGUCCCCGGAACUGUGUGGGCAUGAGGCUGGCGUUUCUAGAAUUCAAGAUGGCGCUUGUGACAGUUCUGCAGCACUUCCGGUUCCGUACAGCGCCGGACACUGAGAUUCCUCCCAAACUGGAGAAAGGAGGCUUCGUGAGGGCACUGAACGGUAUCUACCUCCGAGUGGACAAAAGAACCUAGAUGCCUCCAUUAUUGGGCUGAACAUGUGCGGAACUAAACAUAUAAUAGUAUUUAAACCAGAUCUUAAAGUGUGACCAUUUGCUGCUGGACGUACCAAUUCCAAUCCCACCUUCUGUUUCAUGAUGAUUCUAGGGCUGUAAGCACCACUCACGACGCGUCGGUUUCUACAAUGUGCCAACUGUUCAACAUCCUUACUGGACAAUUUUCACAGUCACAAUAGGGGAAUGCGACAUGCUGUAGCAGUCAUAGCAAGCUAACUCUGUUAUAUCAUACCAGAUGGUUCAUCAUUAUCACAUAUAUACACCAAGUCACAAUAGGGGAACACGACAUGCUGUAGCAGUCAUAGCAAGCUAACUCUGUUAUAUCAUACCAGUUGGUUCAUCAUUAUCACAUAUAUACACCAAGUCACAAUAGGGGAACGCGACAUACUGUAGCAGUCAUAGCAAGCUAACUCUGUUAUAUCAUACCAGAUGGUUAAUCAUUAUCACAUAUAUACACCAAGUCACAAUAAGGGAACGCGACAUGCUGUAGCGGUCAUAUCAAGCUUACUCUGUUAUAUCAUACCAGAUGGUUCAUCAUUAUCACAUAUAUACACCAAGUCACAAUAGGGGAACGCGACAUGCUGUAGCAGUCAUAGCAAGCUAACUCUGUUAUAUCAUACCAAAUGGUUCAUCAUUAUCACAUAUAUACACCACGUCACAAUAGGGGAACGCGACAUACUGUAGCGGUCAUAGCAAGCUAACUCUGUUAUAUCAUACCAGAUGGUUCAUCAUUAUCACAUAUAUACACCAAGUCACAAUAGGGGAACGCGACAUGCUGUAGCGGUCAUACCAAGCUAACUCUGUUAUAUCAUACCAGUUGGUUCAUCAUUAUCACAUAUAUACACCAAGUCACAAUAGGGGAACGCGACAUGCUGUAGCGGUCAUAGCAAGCUAACUCUGUUAUAUCAUACCAGAUGGUUCAUCAUUAUCACAUAUAUACACCAAGUCACAAUAGGGGAACGCGACAUGCUGUAGCAGUCAUAGCAAGCUAACUCUGUUAUAUCAUACCAGAUGGUUCAUCAUUAUCACAUAUAUACACCAAGUCACAAUAGGGGAACGCGACAUGCUGUAGCAGUCAUAGCAAGCUAACUCUGUUAUAUCAUACCAGAUGGUUCAUCAUUAUCACAUAUAUACACCAAGUCACAAUAGGGGAACGCGACAUACUGUAGCGGUCAUAGCAAGCUAACUCUGUUAUAUCAUACCGGAUGGUUCAUCAUUAUCACAUAUAUACACCAAGUCACAAUAGGGGAACGCGACAUGCUGUAGCGGUCAUACCAAGCUAACUCUGUUAUAUCAUACCAGAUGGUUCAUCAUUAUCACAUAUAUACACCAAGUCACAAUAGGGGAACGCGACAUACUGUAGCGGUCAUAGCAAGCUAACUCUGUUAUAUCAUACCGGAUGGUUCAUCAUUAUCACAUAUAUACACCAAGUCACAAUAGGGGAACGCGACAUGCUGUAGCAGUCAUAGCAAGCUAACUCUGUUAUAUCAUACCAGUUGGUUCAUCAUUAUCACAUAUAUACACCAAGUCACAAUAGGGGAACGCGACAUGCUGUAGCGGUCAUAUCAAGCUAACUCUGUUAUAUCAUACCAGAUGGUUCAUCAUUAUCACAUAUAUACACCAAGUCACAAUAGGGGAACGCGACAUGCUGUAGCGGUCAUACCAAGCUAACUCUGUUAUAUCAUACCAGAUGGUUCAUCAUUAUCACAUAUAUACACCAAGUCACAAUAGGGGAACGCGACAUGCUGUAGCAGUCAUAGCAAGCUAACUCUGUUAUAUCAUACCAAAUGGUUCAUCAUUAUCACAUAUAUACACCACGUCACAAUAGGGGAACGCGACAUACUGUAGCGGUCAUAGCAAGCUAACUCUGUUAUAUCAUACCAGAUGGUUCAUCAUUAUCACAUAUAUACACCAAGUCACAAUAGGGGAACGCGACAUGCUGUAGCGGUCAUACCAAGCUAACUCUGUUAUAUCAUACCAGAUGGUUCAUCAUUAUCAAAUAUAUACACCAAGUCACAAUAGGGGAACGCGACAUGCUGUAGCAGUCAUAGCAAGCUAACUCUGUUAUAUCAUACCAGAUGGUUCAUCAUUAUCACAUAUAUACACCAAGUCACAAUAGGGGAACGCGACAUGCUGUAGCGGUCAUACCAAGCUAACUCUGUUAUAUCAUACCAGUUGGUUCAUCAUUAUCACAUAUAUACACCAAGUCACAAUAGGGGAACGCGACAUGCUGUAGCGGUCAUAUCAAGCUAACUCUGUUAUAGCAUACCAGAUGGUUCAUCAUUAUCACAUAUAUACACCAAGUCACAAUAGGGGAACUCGAGGGGAGUAACUCUGUUAUAUCAUACCAGUUGGUCCAUCAUUAUCACAUAUAUACACCAAGUCACAAUAGGGGAACGCGACAUGCUGUAGCAGUCAUAGCAAGCUAACUCUGUUAUAGCAUACCAGAUGGUCUCUCAUUAUCACGUAUAUACACCAAGUCACAAUAGGGCAACGCGACAUGCUGUAGCUGUCGUAGCAAGCUAACUCUGUUAUAUCAUACCAGAUGGUUCAUCAUUAUCACAUAUAUACACCAAGUCACAGGUCCGUUCAUCACCGCGGUAUGUGCCUUCACCGUCAAUAAACUGUUUCACUUUAA